UUUUUUUUUAGAGUAGCUUUGUUUAGUUUAUCAUCGUUAAGCUCAUAAAAAACUGAGCAACUUUAAAUGCUAUAGAAAAUGUUCAGUUGUUUCCAAAUCUAAGUUGUAAAUUUACCUAAAUUCAGUCAUGUCCAAACGUGUCAGCAUUAUUUUACCUGGCGAGGAGGUAAAAUUUGCGCUGGUAAGCGCUGAAGGAUCCUCGGCUAGAAACUCCGCAAACGGCAGUUCCAUUAAAAGUCCCCUUAGGAGCUCUCUUAAAGGCAGUUCCAUUAAAGACGGUUCACCCAGAGGUUCCACAAGUACCAUUGCAAAAGAAACUACCAACAGAGGGUCCAGAGAGGAUGUUUCUGCUAAGGACGAGUCAAGCAAGCUCGCAAGUAGCGCUUUAGUGCCUUCUUCCGAUUCCGCUUGUCCGGAGGAGACCUCUUUCAGCUUACCCGAUGAUAGCGAUGGAUGCCAGCGCUACGACAAAACAUGCUCUUGCUGUCAUUGUGUGGAGAUGCGACACGCUCACAAGCGUGUUGCCUUUUUGCGGACGCCCGAGGGAAAGCGCCGCCUCGAGAUGAAAAUGUGUGCCAAGAAUCUCUUCAUGGACAUCUGUGCAAUGGCGCAUGUGCGCAAUUACAUACUCAAUCGCCUUCAUGGCACCAAGGAGCUGCACCCCUCGCCUCGCGUCAGCUACCCCGUGAGUAUAAGCAAUGUGGAGCGGCUAGAUUCCAACUCACUGAUUGUGGACUGGUAUGUGCAUGACCCCGAAAAUGUGAGACAUUACGAUAUCUAUGUGGAGGGUCGUUUGGCCAAGCGAAUCUACAGCCCUGACCAGACCACGACGAUAAUACUGGAUGUUGAUGUGCGGCAAACGCAGCGUCUCAGAAUGAGGGCAGUACCUUUUAAAGGCGGGCGCACGUGCUCCAAUAUCAUCGAUACGAUCGUGCGAGAGGUUUGCUGCGUAGGCAUGGAGAACAUCAUGAAGGGCGGGUAUUUCUGUGAAUGUCUUAAGUCCAGGGAUGCUGUCAAACAAUUUUACAAGAAAAAUUCUUGCAAAUCGAUGGUGGACUUCUGGAAGGACAGCGAGUUUCUCUACAUGCCCGCCUGCACGUGCGAAGAACCUUGCGAUUGCGAAUGCUUCCCUGAUAUGUGCGAGGAAUAGUCCAUUGGGCACAAAAAAUAGGCUAUUUUCUAGUGGACGAUAAAUUCAUUUUUCGUGAAAAAUAAACUUUUGUGAGUUUAAUCAAUUUAAGCAAAAAAUGUCAUCGCUAAUACAUUAAGUAGCCCGAUUAUACAAACAAA
Molecule: messenger RNA, 1290 nt
Organism: Scaptodrosophila lebanonensis
Lineage: Eukaryota; Metazoa; Arthropoda; Insecta; Diptera; Drosophilidae
Exons: 1
Coding region: 128-1150 (340 amino acids)
Source: RefSeq, a predicted model, not a curated record